Molecule: messenger RNA, 1386 nt
Organism: Camellia sinensis
Lineage: Eukaryota; Viridiplantae; Streptophyta; Magnoliopsida; Ericales; Theaceae
Product: nucleic acid-binding protein
Source: RefSeq, a predicted model, not a curated record
AUGGAUGAAACUAUAAUUUUAUCGUCUUUCUUGUUGGGUUUCCUUUCAACCAAACAGACGAGUGUUGUCACAAGUUCGUGACUCUCAUUCCCUAGACUGAGAAAAUUCGGAACCCUCAACAAAAAUGCCAAAAGACAGAAAGAAAUCUCCGGAAGAGAAAGAUCCAGAAAAUGGAGCUCCACCGAAGAAAGACCACACUGCGACCAAAUCCAAGAGGAAGAUAGAAGACGAUUUCGAAUCCGAUGAUGGGUCCGAAGAAGAAAGCAAGCACAGCAGUCGAAGCAAGAAGAAGAGAAGCCGAAGCUCGAAGCGAAGGUCGCGAAGGAAGUACAGCGACGACGAUUCGUAUUCGUCUUCGUCGGAAGAUGAUUAUUCGGAUUCAGAGUCCGAGAGUUCGGACUAUUCGUCGGAGGAGAGCGAGGAGGAGAGGAGGCGGAGGAGGAGGAAGAGAGAGGAGAGAGAGAAAGAGAGGAAGCGGAGGAGGCGAGAGAAAGAGAAGAAGAGGAGGAGGAAGGAGAGAGACGAAGAUAAGAAGAAGAAGAGGAAAAAAAAGGAUAAGAAGAAGGCUAGUGAUAAGGGAAAGAAGGGAGCUGUCACGAAUUCUUGGGGAAAGUAUGGGAUUAUCAAAGAAACCGAUAUGUGGAACAAACGACCCGAGUUCACUGCUUGGUUGGCAGAAGUAAAACAGGUGAAUUUGGAAACUUUGCCUAACUGGGAAGAAAAGCAGAUGUUCAAACAAUUCAUGGAGGACCAUAAUACAGCUACCUUUCCAUCCAGAAAAUAUUAUAAUCUUGAUGCUGAUUUCAAACGUAAGAUGGAAAAAGAACAGAAAAAAGGAAUAAAAAAUGUCCUCCAGACAGAACGGACAGUAUUUAAUGAUGAAGAACAGCGCCGGCAAGAAAUGCUGGAAGUACGUGAAAGACAGAAGGAAAAAGAAGUGGACGCAUUAAAGCGCUCAAUGCAGAGUGGAAUGGCACAAGCAAUGAAAGAGCAAGCUCAGCUCAGAGAAGAAAUGGCUUACCAGUACAAGCUCGGCAAUUUUGAGGUCAGGAUGUUGUUUUGCCUCAACGCAAUAAUAUUUUGCUGCGGCUGCAAUUCAAAGAAGAUUGGACCCAGAUGUUGCUAUGUAAGGAGGUUUCGAUUGGAUAUAGCUCACAGAGAUUGGCAGGUGCUAAUCGCUGAUCUCCAUUCAAAUCAAGCUUCUAGAUAUAAUCUUUUAAACUUGUUUUGUUGAGAAUGAAUUGCCAGAUUCAACUUCAGAGUUUUACUAAUUUGGGCACUUUUUAUGUGUUGCAUUUUUGCAGAACUAUAGGAAUAUUAUGUGAAUGUAUGUUGUUAUACACUGAUUAUUACUUUAAGAAGGGUCUAUGCUUUAUUGAAGAGUCA